Molecule: messenger RNA, 4225 nt
Organism: Closterium sp. NIES-67
Lineage: Eukaryota; Viridiplantae; Streptophyta; Zygnematophyceae; Desmidiales; Closteriaceae
Source: the annotation of a GenBank genome assembly
CCAGUACAAGAGCAGUACGGGUGUGGUGGACAUAGUGGGCGGGGGUACGGGCAGUAGGAAAGAGGCGAUGAGGGGCUCUGAUCAAUGGACGGGUGAGCAUGCUGAGGGUGAUGCCAGAGAGCAGGAAAAGCGACUGAAAGCGAAGGGGGAAAAGGAGGGGACGGAGGAGGAGAAAGAAGGAGAAGAAGAAGAGGAAGAGGAAGAGGAAGAGGAAGAGGAAGAGGAAGAACACGAUGAGGAAGGGAAGAAUGGGGAGAGCGAACGGAUGGGGCAGUUUGAUGAUAGGGAGGAAGAAGAGCGUGUGGGAGAUGGCGGGGCUGGUGGGUGUAGCUAUGGCAUGUUUCGCCCUGCCUCCCCUUGCGAGCCCCUCUCCCUUCUGCUCUCCGCAGUGUCGGCCUUUCAGCAGCUGGACUCGCAGCAACCCACACACGCUGACAAACGCAAGGGGCAGCCAGACGCACGUGAGGGGAAAGAGAGGGAGGACAGGGAAGUGGGUGCGUUCACAGCACGGGGCAGUUAUGGAGAGAAGGAGGAGGAAGAGGAGGAAGGGGAGGAAGAGGAGGAGGAAGAGGAGAAGGAAGAGGAGGAGGAAGAGGAGAAGGAAGAGGAGGAGGAAGAGGAGGAGGAAGAGGAGAAGGAAGAGGAGAAGGAAGAGAAGGAAGAGGAGGAGGAAGAGGAGGAGGAAGAGGAGGAGGAGGACAAGAACUGGAGGGGCAGGAGGGUUGGGAGGUAUGAUGGUGUUGACGAUUUGAAAGAGAGUGUGGAGGAUAGGGAUGGCCCUGGCGUCGUGGUGAAUGGGGAGGGUGGGGAGGAGGACAGCUGUCGAACCAUGUGCGUGCCGACCACCACACCUGCUUCUGCUGAUGCCGCAUUUGCUUCUGCUGCUGCUGCUGCUGCCGACGCUGCUGCUGCUGCCGCCACGGCUGCAGCCGCUGCAGCUGUUGCUGCAGAUGCAGCAGCAGUUGCGGCUGCUGCAAGUGGCAGCAUGCUGCAGAGACAGGCAGGAGGUCAGGGGCCUGCAGGCAAGCACAGCGCAACUGACAGCAGGGCUGACAAGGUUGCAGGAAUGCCAGAUGGCCCGGCAGGGCAGUGGAGGGGCUUGGAGCCACAGGAGGAGGGCAAGGAGCAGGCGCGAGAGGGCAGGGAAGAGGGAGGCACACGUGGGAGAGGUGGCCGGCAAGGAGGCACGGAGGCAGCAGCAGUUGCAGGCGGAGUAACGGGCAUGGCGGUAGCAGGCACAGUGAGCGACGAGGCCAGUGUAUCUGGAGGCGUUGCUUCUGCUGCUGCUGCUGCUGUUAAUGUUGGUGCUGCUGCUGCUGCUGCUGUUACUUCUGGUGCUGCUGCUGGUGCUGCUGUUGGUGCUGGUGCUGCUGGUGCUCCUGGUGCUGCUGCUGGUGCUGCUGAUGCUGAUGCUGCCGCUGGUGCUGUUGCUGGAAGUGCUUCUUGCAGCGGCAGUGGGCGGGCAGUGCAGGCAGAGCAAGAGCCUGUGGUGGUGUGGCUCAUGGGUCGACCUCUACUCAGGGGCUCCCGCCCUUGCUCUCCCUCCCCUGCCUCCUCAGCCCCUCGCGCCACCCCUCCUCCUGCUGCUGUUGCUGCUUCCCCUCCCAAUCCUCCUGCGCCUGUGUCUGUGUUUCCACCCAUGUGUGCCUCUGCUCUUGCUGUCCCACCUGCCACUGCACCACCCACCUCCUCUUGCCUUACUGCCGCUGCCCUUGCUUCCCUGAGCACCAGCACAGCUGCUGUCGAUGUUGCCGCACCAUCUGCUGCUGCUCUCACUGCUGCUGCCUCGCUGGCUGCUGGCCUCUCUCCCCCCUCUGCUGCACGUGCUGGCUCGCCCCUCAGAGCACCUUUGGCGCUCACCCGUCCCCACAUGGCUGGCAGCAUUGCUGGACUGGGGGGGGUGAGAGGGCAGCAUGUGGCGGCUGCAACAACAGCAGCACAAGCAGGUGCAGUGGAGACAGCAGGAGGCGCAGUGAGAGCAGAGACGAGUACAGUACCAGUGGCAAGUGGGCCGGCAGCAGCAGUAUCAGCAGCAGGCGCAUGGGCUGCAGUAGCAGUACCUAACGACCCCCGUAUGACAUCAAGCUAUGCUCCCAUGCCUUACUCUCAAGCCAUGCACGUCCACAUGGAGGCACAUGCAUCAGCAGCACACAUGCAUGUCCCCGCAUCACACGCCCUUCCACACAUUCACCAGCGCCACCCUGCCUUACAUCCACCGGCCCCGCCCCUUUCUUGUCAUUCCAAUGCGCAAGUCACCUUGCGUGAGUGGCCCCACGCAAGCCCGCAUUCUUCCCACGCUGCAGACCAAACGUCGCACCUCUCAAUGCCUCGCCCCUCCCCCCUCUCCCUCUCUGCCCUCACUGCUCGUCCUGCAUCGCCUGCACCUACUGGCCCAGCUGGCAGCCUCUCUCACGAGCUGGGGCGUGGGGAGGGAAUGGGGGAGGGAGCAUUGGGUUUGCGCCUUGUGGGCACCGCUGGUGAACCUGUAGGCCCACACUCACGACCCUCGCAUGGGAAUGGUGCUGCAGCAGCAGUGAGAGCAGCAAAGGCUGCAACAGCAGCAGCAGCAGUUGCAGUGAGAGGGGCGUCUCUAGAAGCAGUGCCAGCGGAUGGACGAGCUGCAAGCACAGCAGCAGUGGCAGGGGGGACAGCAGUGGGAGCAUGUGGUCGGGAGCAAGGGUGGGGAGGCGGUGGAGGAGAGAUGGGGAGAAGGUUUCGCCCUGGCGAAGUGGUUGUGCUAGAUGACUCUCCACCCUGCUCUCCCACACACAGCCAUGCGGGGUCGAGGGCAGCAGCAGCAGCAGCAGCAGCAGCAGGAGCCACAUGCAUGGGCAAUGCGGCAGUUGCAUCCAGCACUGGGCCUGACGUGGCUGCUGGUGCUGCUGCUGCCACCCAUCUGAACCUCAACCCAACGGCCCCAAAACCCGCCUCCUCUCUUGCCUCCCCUCCUCUUUCCACUCAACCCCUCCCACGCCUCAAUCUUCCUUCUUUCAGGCCUUCCCUACUUUCCCAUCCUAAACUCCAUCCUGGACUCACCAUUCUCCCCCUUCCCGCCUUCGCCUCUCCACCCUUCGAUAGCCCUGCACCCCCGUCAUCCUCUCUUUCGCUUGCGCCCCCUCUUGUGGCCCCCCCUCCGCACACUCUCCCUGCCUCUUCCCCUCCUGCCGCCCAGCCCUCUCUCCCAGCAUCCACGGGUGCAGGGGGGCAUGAGAAUGGCCAGGGCAAGGCAGGGCAGGUGGGUGAGUGGCGAGGCGGGGAGGGGCAGGCAGCGGAGGAGGGGAUGGGUGCUGGCUCUGGUGGUGGGCAUGCAGGGAGGGCGGCACAUGUUCCGACUCACUCAGUGCGCAGUAGUGUGUCCCGUGGGCCAGGCGCUACCAUUCAUCCAGGGACCAGCUCUCGUGGCACUCCUGCCUGUCUUACUGAUGUCUUGGGUUAUUCUCGAUUGCGAUCCGUACAGUCAUUGCCAGCACCAGCACAGGUGCCAGCAGCUGCAGGGCCAAUGGCAGCAGUUGCAGCAGCGCCAUCACCAUGUGCCUCCACAAUAGCUCCUUCCUCCACAGCACCCCCCUCACCUGCAGACGCCUCUGCAGCACCUCCGUCACAUAACCCUCGCACUCCAGCUUCACUGGGCCUGCACAUGCUAGGGCCUAUGCCUUUUCCCAGAUUACCAGCGCCAGCACCAUCAAGAGCAGCAGCAGUAGCAGCAUCAGCAGCAGCAGCAGCAGCAGGUGGAACAGCCGCACCCAACAGCAAAUAUGAUGGUGGCCGAGGAUCAGCGACCCCAGCAGGCAUGCGGAUGGCAGGCAGGAUGGGCAGUCACAAAAACAAUCCUGCUAUGGCUGGCAGCGCUGUAAUGGCUACUCACGGUGGCACCAGCAGCUAUCACUCUGGCCAGUACUUUUCAUCAUCUACGACACGUCAGCAGCAGUUGGAUGCUCUGGUGCGCGACGUGGCAUCUGGUCGGCUGUCUGCAAACCAGAUAUCUAGUGCUGUUGAUUCUCUGUUCGGCGAGUGAUGAAUGGGAAUCACCUGUGUGAUGCCGGUGUGAUACCACAGGGAGCAGUAUGGAGGGCGCAUGCACAUUUGACUGUACAUGCUUGAUGACAGUAGUACCGGUAUGCCAAACCACACCAGCACUAAAUUCCUUGUAGCAUUCAGUGUUCUAAGAUUUCUGAGUUAGACACGACGAGUGUAAAACUGAGAAUCAUUCAAUUCAUUCCAUUUG